AUGUUGGGUACUUCCCGCUUGAGGGAAGCGUUCGGGCUCUGUUCAGCCAUUCGAGCGUGCCAAGCACCCACAUGCUCCACGAGGAACACUUGGGUAUUAAGGAGGGUUUAUGCCCCAGAAGUAACACCUCCGGGAGGAAUUCAGCGGAAUCCUAGAGAAUUACCUGAUCUUCAAAAGUUGGAGGUUGUUGAUUUUGAAACAAAGAAGGCCGCGGGGCCUCUCAAAGUCAUUCUGUUAGAGGAUAUUGAAGGCAUUGGACAUCAAUUUGAUAUAGUUAGCGUUGAUAGAAAAACAGCUCGCACUGAUCUCCUUCUGUCUAGAAAAGCUGUUUAUGCUUCUCCUUUUGACAUCGAGUACUAUGCAAAGAUGAAAGAAAAAAUGGCAGACGAACUCGCUGCUCGAGUCAGAAUACCUUUCGAAUUCUUAUCUGUUGGACGAGAACUUCAGAAGCUUGUUGUCCCAAUUAAGGUGAGCAUGGACAACAAAUGGACAAUCGAUCGCCAAAUACUGAAAACAUCUCUUCGACAAGUGGGUGUUGAUAUACUUGAUGAUUCCAUAUACUUAGCAGACGAACCUGUGUCAGGUCCUAACUUUGAAUUAGAAGCUAUGUUAGUUCGAUUCUACGUUACAGUUUCGAAGCAAUACAUUGUGCCCAUGCUGGGUAGAUUAACGCAUAUUUCCGUGGAUGAGUCGAAACAAAUUCUGUCACCCUCUGGCUCAAAAUUACCGUCGGCAAAGGAUCUCAGUAAGUAUGGAUUAGUGCCUGAGAAGCCAUUCUACAGUAAAACGGCCGAGUUCGAGAGUGACUAUCCAGUCUUCGAUUUCAUGCAAAAAAAGAGGAUAAAAUCAAAUUAG
Auanema sp. JU1783 is the source of this 855-nucleotide messenger RNA. Lineage: Eukaryota; Metazoa; Nematoda; Chromadorea; Rhabditida; Rhabditidae. The record is from the annotation of a GenBank genome assembly.